CCUUCUCUCUAUACAUAGCAAUAUCCUCUACUCCCUCUAUUGACAUCUCUUCAGACUCAAGUUCUGGUUCCCGUUCACACGUUUUCUUUCUAUCUUCCUUUCGUUCACUUUCAUCCAGCUACCUCUUCACUUUACCUCAACAUCCUUGUCGCUUGACGAUCGAUCCUCGCCGCAAACCUUGUCCGCUUCCAAUCCUUCCUCUCUCACGCCAUGUCUCAUUAUCAACCAGCCUACUCGAACAGUCCCGGACCCGGAGAAGGGUAUCGGGAUGACUAUGAUGGAGGUGGGAACACCUAUGGCGGCUAUCAAGAUGAUCCAGGAUAUGGUAAUGGGAGAAAUGGUGGUUUGGCCAGUGAAAGCUAUCCAAUGGGUCCGAGAAACCCCAACGCCGCGACAUCCCCCACGGGUGGCUAUGUACCCAAGAAAAAACGGAACAAGUGGUUAUGGGUCGUCCUUCCCAUUGUCAUAAUACUCAUCGUCAUCGGCGCUGUUUUAGGUGGAGUGUUGGGAUCUCGUGCUGGAAACAAGAACAACUCGAGCAGUAGUUCAAGCAGCGACAACUCGGGUAGCGGGAACGGCAACGCGAUUCCUUCGGGUGUGACAACCAACCCAACGGCAACUUCGACAGGCGCCAACGGUCAGAAGUAUCUUGCCGUUGCCACCAACAGUCAAUGGAUGCUUCCUGUGUAUGCCACAGGCACCGACACUGCUGGAUACUCUGCACCAACUUUCCUAGCUAGCUCGGAUUCAAAAGAAUCCUGGCCUACGGAUCCCUCCCCGCCCAGCAACUCUUCCCUUCGUGAUCACCCUCGCUUGAUCGCUCCGGCCUACAGAUGGCAAGCGUUACCAUCUCUCAUCGCUCAGGACCCUUACUUGAAAUACUGGAACGACACAAUUAUCGCCAAUGCCAGCAGUUCACUCAACGAUCCUCCCCAAAAUUACACCCUGGACGGUGGUCUGACAGGGUCGGGUCUACUCGACCCCGCGAGACAAGUCAAGCUGAGGAUAAAAAACUGGUCAUAUGCAUACCGUAUGACGAACGACACGAAAUAUGCCGAUCGUGUCAUGUUGGAACUUCAGACUGCCGCGGGAAAUAACUCUGAUGUUCCUUGGGGCACGGAUAACUCUCGAUGGAACCCUAACCACUUCCUCGACCUUGCCGAGCUGUGCAACGCCUUCGCUAUCGGCUACGAUUGGUUAUAUGACCAUUGGACCGAUGAUCAACGUGAUGCUAUCAUGUGGUCUAUUCUCAACCUCGGUCUUACAUACGGUUACGCCGCUUUGACUCUUGAUGCUUCUGCUUCUGGUUAUUCGUGGUGGACUGGUACCCCGAAUAAAGUCAACGGUAAUUGGAAUUGUGUAAGCAAUGGGGGAUUGACGUUGGCUUCUUUGGCGAUCCUCGACCGAGACCCUACACAAUUGGCACAGAAAGUCCUCGCCCUUACUGUUCCCAACGCUUUCAGCAACUGUUUCGAAGGUCCUCAUUCCGAUGGCACAUGGGCAGAAACUGCCAAUUAUUGGUAUUUCGGUACCACCGGAGCUGCCGAAAUGUCAUCCGCUCUCACCACCGCUUACGGAGAUGAUCGAGGAUUAGCAGCUUCCAACCCUGGUUUUGCUCUCACUUCCUUGUUCCACAUGUACAUUCAAGGUCCCACUUCUUUAUUCAACUACGGCGAUUGUGGACCUAACAAAUAUUCCACCACUGCCAACUCUUUGAUGUAUUGGGGUAGUGUUUUCAACGAACCUCGUUAUAUGCUUUAUCAACGUGAUCAUUACGAUUCUUCUGAACCAUGGUCAAUGUUCUGGUACGAUCCUUCCGUGUCUGGUACAUGGUGGGAUCAACUCGCUAUCGAUCAUCAUUUCGAUGAUCCAGCAGGAGAAUGGGCUACAGCAAGAACGGAUUGGACCAAUCUAGACGGUGCUUAUUGGGCUAUGAAAUCUGGUGCUUUGACAGGUCAUCAAACUCACGGUGAUCUUGAUCUUGGCGAUUUCGUUCUAGACGCUUUGGGUGAAAGAUGGGCAGGUGAAUUAGGUUCAUUCCAAUAUCUUUCCGAUGGAUAUUUCUCAAAAGAAGAUCAAGAUUCAGAAAGAUGGUUAUAUUAUCGUAAACGUACAGACGGUCAAAACACGAUUAUCAUCAAUUAUCAAAAUCAAAAUGUCGGUGCUCAACCUACUACACAUUGGGAUUCGACAGGUACACUUCAAGGAUUAGCACCUACUCUAGAAGUCGAUGUUUCCGAUACCGCUUAUUUCUGGCAAGAUCUCACUUCAGCUGUCAACGUUACUUGGUCUAGAGGUAUACGAUUUUUGAAUCAACGUAAACAAGUCUUGUUACAAGAUGAUUUCGAAAAUAUCGGAGCAGGAACAGAUGUAAUGUGGAGAAUGCACACCAACGCUACUGUCGUCGCUAGUGGAAAUACGGCCAAUUUAACUUUGAACGGGAAAUCACUUCAAAUGAUUUUACUUUCAGGACCUGAAGGUGCUACUUUCACAACGAUGGCUGCUGUUCGAUUAUCUCAAGAUCCACCCGCACCGACGGGAUCGCCAUACGAUAUCGAAAAUCAAGGUUGGGUCAGUGAUGAUGGUGUCACUGUGGUGGCUAUUGAUAGUCAAGCAGGAGGGACUUUUAGUAUUCAAGUGUUAUUUAACCCACAGUGGGAUGGAAUGGACUCGAGCGCUUUUGUCACUCCGAAGAGCGUUGCGUUGACGGAUUGGUCUUUGACUUCGCAUUCUUGAUCAGCGGAGGUGUGGUAUUGAUUUCGCGGUCUUCAUCCGACGUGUGAGAAAGCAGGGUGAGAAGCAUGGAUGGAGGAAUUGGCGUCAGUCAGAAGAUCAGAAGUCGCAUCACGGAUGAGACGGAAAGAAGAGGGGAGGAGGAAAGCAAGGCUUAUGGAUUGACGUGAGGGGAAUGGUGAGAGGAGGGAGGAGUGAAAGGAGUUUUCAUUUUUUUGAAGCCGAAAAGGGAGAUUUAACCAACGCUUCAUUAUCAGGUAGUUUGUCUUACUGCCCUCCUCACAAGAUAAGUUAACUAUUACGAUCUGUCAAUUAGUCAUGAAUCGAUGCACGGACAAUUUCACCUUUC
Messenger RNA from Tremella mesenterica DSM 1558, 3082 nucleotides. RefSeq lists its product as uncharacterized. The coding region runs from base 211 to 2736 and encodes 841 amino acids. NCBI's taxonomy places the organism in Eukaryota, Fungi, Basidiomycota, Tremellomycetes, Tremellales, Tremellaceae. The record is from RefSeq and is a predicted model, not a curated record. The transcript has 4 exons.